Molecule: messenger RNA, 495 nt
Organism: Ustilago hordei
Lineage: Eukaryota; Fungi; Basidiomycota; Ustilaginomycetes; Ustilaginales; Ustilaginaceae
Exons: 2
Coding region: 1-495 (164 amino acids)
Source: RefSeq, a predicted model, not a curated record
AUGGACUCACUUCUUGGUCUCUCCAAAAUGAUGUGCAGAUGGAUGUGCAUCUGCUUGCUUCUCCUCCUCAACUCUACUACUUCAUCACACUGGUGCACCAUGUCCUUCAUUGACAAAGUAUUUGAAGCUGGAAGCUGGGAUGUUUCUCUUCCCCCUCUCCAACUCCCCCAUCCAACACAGAGCAAGAACAAGAUGUCUGAUACACCUUCUUCCCAAUCCACAAGGCCCACCAACAAUGGGGCAAAGAAGAACUUUGUCUGGCAGGCUCAGGACAUCAAGCACCUUGUAGACACAAUCUACAUCAACAAGUUGUACCAGUGCACAAUUCUCCCUUCUUGUUGCAACAAAGCCAACAAGCCCACCAACAAGCUUUGCAAGGAUAUGGUCUAUCCUGACCUCAGCAGGUCACUCUUCCCUGCCAGGUCUGUUGAUCCCUCUCACAUCAAGUUCAAGGUACAUGUCAGAGGUUGUGUGCCUGAAACCCGAUAUCUGUAG